CUUCCCUUUCAUCUUCAAUGAGUCUGCCGCGUCCCAUUGCCAGACCUUCUCACGCCCUUUCUACAACGAUCACCAGCCCCAUCCGUCACCGCCUUCCUGGUCUUCUCUCCGUCCCCAAACCACCCCCUUCUUUCUCUCCUUCCAUCCUGAUACCCUCGUAAAUCGCUCCAUCAUCUCCACCCUCAAAUGCAUCCCGCAGAUAUAUAAGGUUAGCUGACCAGGAAUCUCCCUCAUUACCUGUGGUGUCAUUAGAUUUGGAAACCAAUAGUGACAUGGCAGGCUCAUGUGAUUCCUUUGUUAAGUUUGAAUCAGAAGUCAUGUUGAUACAGCUCCAGGAUAUGUUGUGAGGUAAAUAUUAAAACAGGAUAAUGUUGAUGGUGAUGUACAAUCAGAUUUGGUUGGCUAUAUGUGCCCUACCUGCAAGGCUGAAAUCCUGAAUAACUCAAUGCUCAGAUGGUGGCUGAACCAUAAACUCUUAGCAGCUUCGAUGAACUUACGCACCUCAGUUUGAGAACAAGAAUUUUGGGAUGUGAGAUAUUUUCAGUAUCACCAUAUGCAAGAACAGAGGUCUGGUGUCCAGCAUGUAGACAACUUAACAUACUGUAUCAAGGAGUGGAUGGCAAGUUCAGCACUGCUAGUUCAAUUCGGGCUAAUCAUUCUAAGAUUAGGAAGAAAAUAAGUGGCAGUUCUAGUCACCACCUGAAGAUUGAUACGUCUCCUUUACCUUUAGCCUCCUCUUCCAGCCAAUAUCUGAGAAAAAGGGCGGUACUUUGUGGAGUAAGCUAUAAGAAUUGCAAACACAAGCUUAAGGGGACUGUAAACGAUGCCAUGAACAUGAAACAUUUUUUGAAACAUCACUUUGAUUUUCAUACUGACCAAAUUCGCCUGCUUACAGAGGAAACUGAUCAACCAGACUUGAUACCGACAAAGAAGAACAUUGAAAAAGCGCUGAGCUGGCUUGUGGAAGAUUGCCAGUCAGGUGAUUCACUGGUGUUCUUUUAUUCUGGGCAUGGAUUAAGGCAACCAGAUUUUGAUAAUGAUGAGAUUGAUGGGUUUGAUGAAACUAUUUGCCCUGUUGAUUUUGAGAAGGAAGGAAUGAUUGUUGAUAAUUACAUUAAUGACACCAUUGUUCGGCCCCUGAAGGCAGGUGUCACUCUUCAUGCCAUUGUUGAUGCUUGUCAUAGUGGAACUGUUCUCGAUCUUGUGCAUGUUUACAACAGACACCGGGGACAGUGGGGGGACAACAGCCCUCCAUCAGGUGUUGAUAAAGGUACAAGUGGUGGAUUAGCAAUUUGUAUCAGUGCUUGCGAAGAUGAUCAACUUGCUUCUGAUACUUCUGUAUGAAAAUUCUAUUCAUCGAAUUCCAGACAUGAUUUUUGUUUAUUGAACCAAAAUAUAUAUUAACUCAAUAUAUAUGACUUUAAUUAGAUCAGUAUUGCAGGCAUUUGGGUCGAAGAUGAAUGGGGCAAUGACCUUCCUUUUAACAGACGUUGUCAAGUCACAUUUGGGAAUAACAUAUGGGAACUUACUUGACAAAAUUUACAAACGAAUUGAGGAAGUUAAUCGACAAGGGUGCAUUAAUAAAUCCAGAUUUCUAAGAAAAUUGUGCAAGACUACUAUCACACAGAAGCCUCUACUUUCAUCUUCUGAAGAGUUUGAUGUUUAUAAGAAGCAAUUUAGACUGUAAUUCUACGUGCAUCCAAGAUAACUUAAAGUGGCAAUGUGCUACAGAUGCAAGAGCAUCUAAAACUAUAAGCUCUAUAUCACUUCAAACCUUUGAAGAAUACACCGUGUUCCAACUACCAAGCAUACUUUUCUUGGCAAAUGGGAUGAAUGUAUCACGCUCGUGGCGAGGAACGUCGUAUUCUCCAAUCAUAUAACUUAGUGUGUUGGCCUGUACUUACAUAAACUGCAUGUCAUCGGCGUGCAAGACUGUAAGAGGUGAAUAGAAAUAAUACUAUUUC
Rubroshorea leprosula is the source of this 1964-nucleotide messenger RNA. The record is from the annotation of a GenBank genome assembly. NCBI's taxonomy places the organism in Eukaryota, Viridiplantae, Streptophyta, Magnoliopsida, Malvales, Dipterocarpaceae.